AUGGGCCGGGAGGACCGCGACCGGGCGUCCGACGAGGAGCCGGAGGUUGAGGACGUCGAGGCGGACGGCCUCCUCCCGCCUCUGAAGCACGUCCAUGACUACGGGCGUGUCGCGCACGAGCUCUGCGCAGCGCGCCGGGAAGAUGCCAAGCGCCUGCGAGACCUACCCGCGGGCCUCUGCAACAGCGGCAACACCUGCUUCGCGGCAUCGGCGCUGCAGUGCCUCUACCACACGCGCCUGCUGACCGCACACUUCGCGGACGAGCCCCACCCGCACGACAGCUGUAAGAACCCCGGCUUCUGCGUGACGUGCGAGUACCAGAAGCACGUGCUCAAGGCGCUGGAUGCGGAGCCGCGCGGGUCCUUCUCCAUCGGCAAGCUCACCAACGCCAUUGGAAGCAUCGCGAAGCACUUCGUCCGCGGGAGGCAGGAAGACUCGCACGAGUACAUCCGCGGCUUGCUCGACGGCAUACACGUCCAGGCGCUGAAGGAGUUCGCGGGGGAGAAGGCGGAGAAGGAGCUCGACGCCAGGACACAGGAGACGACGAUCGUGCACCACAUCUUCGGCGGGUACACGUGCGGGCAGGUGGAGUGCAUCCAGUGCGGACACGUGAGCAGAAACUACCAGUCCAUGAUCGACAUCCCCGUGGAGGUCACCGCCAAGUCAUCCUCGGGGAUAGAGGCGUCGCUCAAGUCCAACUUUCUGGACACGGAGAUACUGGACGGCAGCAACAAAUACAAGUGCGCCAGGUGCAGGGCCUACGUGCGCGCGGAGAAGGGGGGUAAGAUCCACGUUUCCCCCAACGUCCUCGUGGUUCCGCUCAAGCGGUACACGAUGGGCCGGUUCUCCAAGAUCACCAAGUUUGUCGAGUUCCCCGCCACCCUGGACCUGACGCCUUACAUGUCGAGGGACGCGCCGUACGAGGGUAAGUCGCCGCCGACGUACACCCUGUACGGCGUCGUGGUGCACCUGGACUGGGGCGGCAGCGCGCACAGCGGCCACUACGUCUCCUACGUCCGGUUGCUCGACGGUCGAUGGUGCAAAUGCGACGACGGCCGCAUCGAGGAGACGGACGAGGCGACGGUGCUCAAGCAGAAGGCGUACCUCCUCUUCUACGAGCGG
This is a messenger RNA of Micromonas commoda, 1122 nucleotides long. RefSeq lists its product with no specific name. Gene Ontology annotation, molecular function: cysteine-type deubiquitinase activity; cysteine-type endopeptidase activity. NCBI's taxonomy places the organism in Eukaryota, Viridiplantae, Chlorophyta, Mamiellophyceae, Mamiellales, Mamiellaceae. Gene Ontology annotation, cellular component: nucleus; cytosol. The record is from RefSeq and is a predicted model, not a curated record. The annotation marks the transcript as partial. The transcript has a single exon. Gene Ontology annotation, biological process: protein deubiquitination.